UGGGCAACAAGAGUGAAACUCCAUCUCACAAAAUAAAAAAAGAAAAAGAACAAAGAAAAAGAGGCAGAUGUUGUCUCAUUUGGCUUAACAGAACCUCCAACUGAUUAUAAGCCAGGAGGGAGGAGUUUAAAAGGCCUGCUGAUCUGAAGGGGAAUCUUCAGGUCCCUAUGGGCUCUCAUCUCCCCAAGGAGUCUUCUCACUUAGACCAGCACUCCCAAAGCAUGGAACCCAGCAAUCGCUGCAGUGAGCCACAAGUGCUUUAGGGUUUCAGAGGAAAAGGCAAUGCGUUGGCCUAAAGGAAGAAGCUGAGGCAAAAUGAAUGUAAGUAGAGAGCUUAUGUGAGCCAAAUUUGAGGACAGCAACCCUGGGGAUUUCGAUUCAAGUUGCCCAGAAUAGUGGGUUUUCAAAGGGAAAAAAGAUGGGGCAGUUCUUGGUAAAAUUGUUCACCAAGUAUUUAUAUUGCUUCAUUAAAAUACCAUAAGCUUCUUUUUUCUUCUUCUUUUUGAGACAAAGCCUCCCUGUGUUGCCCAGCCUGAUCUUGGACUCCUGUACUCAAGUGAUCAGCCUCCGGUGUAGCUGCAAUUACAGGUGCAUGCCACGGUGACUCACUCAAAAUAACAUAAGCUAUUGAUUGGCUAUGUGUUCUUUGUAUCACAAAUUCCAGAAACAUGAAGAUAUGGGUGAGGGUCAUAUUGUGCAGCCUGUAACAUUUUAGGUAAUUUAUCAGCUAGUCUGGAAACUACAGGCAAUAAAAGAAAAAUACAAAAUGCCUUUAAACAAUUAACCCUGUGCAUAGGUUAAUGAGACUCUCCUGUCUCUCUGCUAAAUUUUGCAUUCCUCACAUUCUUCAGACUGCUCUGAGCUACUUUCCUUUCCCAAAUGACACAGUUGUAGUCACACUUCAUAAAUUGAAAAUGUAACAUAGUAAUGAUUUCCCAGAAAUCUCAUUUUAUUCUUAAUAGUCCUUGCAUAUUUAAAUGUUGAGCAUUUUCCACAAAGACGAUAUUAAUGAAAUGUUCUUAAAUAACAUUCAGUUAACAGUAUUCAGUUCAUUCUGGUUAAUAUAUUUUUCACAACAUUUGUUUAUUUCUGUUUAGUAAGUCUACAAUCUUUAUCAUUGCCAUGGGUUAUUAGAUUGACUUAGUGGCUCAGAAGUAUUCACUGAAUCCUAAAAUAAUGAUGGAGAGAGUAGCGGAUAUUCCACACAUCAGGAUAAUCUGUGAACACACAUAAUGCUCAUAAUUCCAGAAUGAUGUAGAAUGGCAACCAGGACUCCAUGGGUCAAGCACAUCUGCAGGUGUGAUGAUCUUGCACAAGCAGCCAAAAAGUGAAAGUGAGAAGCGCCACAAUGAACAUCUGAAAAAUGUGUUUGAUUAAAUCCAAGUUCUCCUUCCCCCAGAUCCCUGAGCACAGUUAUAAGACCUGGCCAGAUGAGAUUGUUAGGACUCAGAAAAUAAUACCCCUGUAGGAUCCAAGAGAAAAUGUCCUUUUAGCCCCCUAAAGUUUUGCUAAAAAAAUAACUUACAAAAGACAGAUUAAUGGGAGAAAAGGCAUAUGAAUUUAUGUGCACAUAGGAAAGAACCACAGAGUGAUUACUCCAAACACCCAGUGGGGUACAGAAGCUUAUAUACCACCUUGAGGUUACCAAAAGAAUGGGAGCCCAAAACAGGUUAUAGUGGUAAAUCAGGCUAUGAUGCAAGACAGGUUAUGGUGGGGAGAGAAGGAGAGGCCUGGCUAGCAAACGUGGUCUUGCUAUGUAGAUGAAACCUCACAGAUAGCAGUCUGCAGAAAGAAUAGAUGAUAAAUGUUUCCAACCUUCAAAGGUAUCAAACUCUCACUUAUCUUUCCUAGAUCAAACAAGGGAGGACUCAGAAGAAGCCUGGCUGCAUCAAAGCAGAUUCCGUACAGAUGCAAAACUCCCCAUGAAAGACAGCUUUGCAGGGCUACUCCUCUUGGCUGGCUCUCUGAAGAGACACCUCAAAAUAUAUCAAAGAAGGAUAUUUUGGGGUGGUUUCCCUGGAGUUUGCAAUAUAUGUUUAUGACUAACUCAAGUCCACUUUCAAAUUACACUAUAACACCUUGCAGGCAAUGAAUUAGAGAAUAAAAUCUCAGCAUGAUGUUCCUCAACGGAGACACCAGUCCAGCUGAGGACGGCAGAGGGGCUGCCCUUCUUCAAUGUUCGCUGCCAGAAUUAUAUGCAUGUAUUGAACAUUUUAAUAAGGAGAGCAAGAAAUCAAAUCUUCUAAAAAUACAUAGUAUUUCACUUAACAAAGCACAGGAAGCACUUGCUAAAAACCUGAAUGUUCUGUCAUUGACCAAGGGCACUGAUGUGAGAAGAGAUCGCCAACCUGUUAGCAGGUGCACAGUGGUUAAAAAAGAGAAGAAGCCAGCAUCCAUGACUGAGCUGCUCCACCGCACCUUACUGGAGGGCUCACUGUCUCCAGUGGAGAGGCUCUCCAGGUCCCAGCAGAGGCUGUCACAGUGUGGGAUCCCCCCUCCCAAGCACACUUUUCCUUAUGAAAUUCUCAUUGAUCACUCGAAUGCCUUGGCCCAGGUUACCACACAGAAGAAGCUUCCAAGCGCCAAAAUCUUAUGCAGGCUAGGCAUUACCAGUGCCACUACAGAAAAAUUUGCCUUUGAAGAUAAACUUCAUAGAUACUUCUUAGUUGACCCAGGUAAUUUAAACAGAUGAGGCCACGUGGCAGAAAAGGAAUGGAAAUCUCAUUGCAAAUUUACUAGAGCAGACAUACUCAAAUACUGACUUAACAGCAGUUUUGCAAUUCUGGGGUUCAUGGCUGAACAAGCCUGGGAAACAUAGAAAGACCCCAUCUCUACAACAAAAAAAUUUAAAAUUAGCUGAGCUAGGUGGCAUGUGCCUAUAAUCUCAGCUACCUGAGAGGUUUAGGCAUGAGGAUCACUUGAGCACGGGAGUUCAAGGUGGCACUGGGCUAUGAUCACACCACUGCAUUUCAGCCUGGGCAACAGAGCAAGAACGUGUCCCUAAAAAAUGAAUAAAUAAAAAUAAAUUAAAAUGCAGAACAGGGAAUCCAGAAUUCCAGGAUCAAGUCCCAGAUUCAUUCUCAAAAAGAUGUAAUG
Molecule: messenger RNA, 3096 nt
Organism: Cebus imitator (Panamanian white-faced capuchin)
Lineage: Eukaryota; Metazoa; Chordata; Mammalia; Primates; Cebidae
Gene: CUNH9orf153
Product: chromosome unknown C9orf153 homolog
Exons: 4
Coding region: 2114-2692 (192 amino acids)
Source: RefSeq, a predicted model, not a curated record